CCUAUUUUACAUUUUAAAUCAUCUCCCGAAAUGUUUACAUUUAGCUUCAAUGAAAAGUAAUAGUUUAAUAGCUAGUCUAAACUAAUGGAUUCACAUUUGCAGCAGCCCUUAUUUUAAAGCCAAACGAAGCAACUCAGCUCAACUUUCUUACCACUUGAGGAGACACUGCUAAGUGACUCAGUGACACAGAGGGUGAACUUUGAAGAAGCGAGAAUGUUUCUGGGUUCCUUACGGCUUUUGUUCUGGUUUUGCAUUUUUGGGGGGGGGCAAGGAUCUGACCGGUCAUUUCUUACUGAGGCUGCAAUGAGAUAAACAGUUCUCGCUCUUUCCCCCCGUCUCUUUCUUUAACAGCAACUUUCAUUGUUAGAAAGAGAGGAGCCGAGUUGGUUGACGUCACUUUGGUUGGUGAAGGCUUCGCCUGGAAGUGAAGCUGAAUAAACCUUGAGAAGAGAAUCUGCUUCAAUCUGAGCCACAGAGCGAGAGCGCGUGCACACACACAUUCACACACGCACACACACAGACGGUUACACUAUCAUGAAUCCUCCUAGUUAGAUCUCCUAGCCUUUCUUCACUCACUUCAGGCUAUUUCGGGGAAAGCAGCAUUCCCAUCUUCCAGAUAACACGCAUCCAUCCUUUUGAACUCAGCCCCCCCCCUCCGAGAAAAGAGGUGUGUAUGUUGUUGGAGGGGACGAAAUCUCUCUUCCAAACUGUAAAGCUUUCAAAACAGUGAUGUCACAGAACUGACCACAUUGAUCACAGUCCUGAAAGACCAGGAUUCAGAUCCCUACGCAGCCAUGAAGCUCACUGGGUGACCUUGGGCCAGUUACUGCCUCUCAGCCUCAGAGGAAAGCAAUGAUAUGGAGUCUGGAGAGCGGUUAACAUCAACAUCAGCAGUCUCUACUACAGCAACAUCAUCUCCGGCAUCUUCAUCAUCUUCUGUUGUUUUAGCAGUUUCCAAAGGUGGCCUUUCCACUGGAGCUGCAUCACUUAGCUCCACAAUCAACACCUGUGGACAUUUAUUCAGAACAGCUGGGGAUCAACCGUGUAACCUGUCCACAGUGACGAGUGCCUUCCCAAUGGUCAGCCACCCAGUCUUUGGUCUACAUACAGCCAGCUCAGGGCAUACAGAAUUUGGUGGCUUGGGGACACUUGGUACACCCACAGCCUUAGCAGCACAUCCCCAACUAGCACCUUUUCCAGAAUGGUGGCGAAAUGCAGACAUGCACUCACGUACUGGUACAACUUUCUUUCCAUCGCUUCUUGGAAUUUCUCCACUGUUUGCUCCUCCUGCUCAAAAUCAUGACUCCACAUCAUUCCAUUUGAGGACCACUGGAAAAACUACCCGAGGCAGUUUGGAGAAAGGUGUUAAUGGAUCAGUAAAUGGGAACAGUACCACUUCAGUAUCAGGCAUCAACACGUCUGUAUUAUCUACCACCACUGCAAGUUCUGCAGGACAAGCAAAGGUUAUAACCGCAGUAGGAGGAAGUCGCAAAUGUAACCAGGAACAAAAUAAAAACCAGAUUCUGGAUGUCAGAGCUGACAAGAUUAAAGAUAAGAAAUCUAGAAAGAAAGCAGUGGAUAGUUCCAGCAACAGUGAAAGUGAUUCUGGUUCCUCUUCAGACACCUCCAGUGAAGGCAUUAGUAGCAGUGACUCAGAUGAUCUGGAAGAAGAUGAGGAGGAGGAGGAAGAGGAAGAUCAAAGUGCUGAAGAAAGUGAAGAUGAGGACUCUGAUUCAGAGAGUGAAGCACAGCAGAAAAAUAAGAACAAGGUGCUGAUGCAUAGUGGACCAGACAUGAAAGCAGAUGGACAAAAAAACCACGAAAAGCCCCAGGAAAAGAGAACACACCAGCCAAUACCUCUUGUGUCUGAUAGCCAGACUCACCCGUCAUUCCAGUCCCAGCAGAAGCAGCCUCAGGUUUUGUCACAGCAGCUUCCCUUUAUUUUCCAAAGCUCUCAGGCAAAGGAGGAAUCUGUGAACAAACACACAAGCGUAAUACAGUCUACGGGAUUGGUGCCCAAUGUGAACCCUUUGUCUUUGGUAAAUCAAGCCAAAAAGGAAACUUUCUUAAAACUUGUAGUUCCUUCUCCUGAUCUACUCAAGGCAGGGAAUAAAAAUACCUCUGAUGAACCUAGCCUGUUGACCAUUGAUGUAAGAUCAAACCGGGAACAGUACAAACAGACAUUCCCAGCACAGUUGAAGAAACAACAUGAAUCAUCUAAGAACCUGAAGAAGGUUAUCACAGGAGUAUCAAAUCCAAAGCCAACUAGUUCAUCACCAGCUCAUCAAAAACACACCUCUUUAGAAAACAACCAUUCUAAUCCUUUCUUGACCAAUGCACUUUUAGGUAAUCAUCAGCCCAAUGGAGUGAUUCAGAGCGUCAUUCAAGAGGCUCCUCUGGCACUUACCACCAAAUCCAAAUCCCAGCCCAAGGUCACUGAAAACGUAUCUACUUCCAGCAACAUAGCCCUUUCCUCACCAGUAAAUUUAAGCACGUGUGGGAAAAAGACACCAAGCAACCGGACACCUGUUAUGUCUUCUACCUCUCCUGUAUUACCUGGCCCCACAAAGGAAAAGGCAGUCAGCAAUAAUACAAUAACAGCAGUAAAAACACAACACAACCAUCCUUCCACAAAACCGUUAGUUGAACAAUUCAGAGGACCAGAUUCAGACAUUCUUAGCAGUAAAGAUUCUGAAGAUUCAAAUGAUGAGGAUGAGGAUGAUGAAGAUGAUGACGAUGACGAUGAGGAUGAGGAUGAUGAAGAUGAAGAUGAAGAUGAGGAUUCUGAUGAUAGUCAAUCAGAAUCUGAUAGUAAUUCAGAAGGGUCCGAUACCGAAGGAUCUGAAGAUGAUGAGGAAGAAGAUGAUAAAGAGCCAGAUGAAUCGGAGACUGACACGGAGGGAGAGAAGUCUUCAAUUAAGUUGAACAAAACUGCUUCCUCUGCCAAAAGCUCUUCCGUCAGCCUUGCAGCUUGCUCAACACCACUUAAUCUCCAAGUAGCAAAGACACCAAGUUCUGCUCCAGCUGUAUUAUGCCCUGAGUCCCCCUCACCAGCUUUUGUGGGCACACCUUCUUCCGGGCUUUCUUCAAGCACCCACUGUGGUAUUUCAAAAAGGCGAAGAGUAACAGAUGAGCGAGAAUUGCGCAUUCCUAUGGAGUAUGGCUGGCAAAGAGAAACUAGAAUAAGAAACUUUGGUGGUCGCCUUCAAGGAGAAGUGGCAUAUUAUGCCCCAUGUGGCAAGAAGCUAAGGCAGUACCCUGAUGUAGUAAAGUAUCUCAGCAGAAAUGGAAUAAUGGAUAUCUCAAGGGACAAUUUCAGCUUCAGUGCAAAAAUAGGAGUGGGUGACUUCUAUGAAGCCAGAGAUGGACCGCAGGGGAUGCAGUGGUGUUUGCUGAAAGAAGAGGAAGUCCUUCCCCGUAUCAGAGCUAUGGAAGGACGUAGAGGACGGCCACCAAAUCCAGACAGACAGCGUGCUAAAGAGGAGUCAAAAAUGAGGCGUCGCAAAGGUCGACCUCCAAAUGUUGGUAGCACCGAGUUUCUUGACAACACAGACGCUAAGCUGUUGAGAAAGUUGCAAGCCCAAGAAAUUGCUAGGCAAGCAGCACAAAUCAAGCUUUUGAGAAAACUUCAGAAGCAAGAACAGGCCCGAGCUGCCAAAGAAGCAAAAAAACAGCAAGCUAUUAUGGCUGCAGAAGAAAAAAGAAAGCAAAAAGAGCAGAUAAAAAUAAUGAAACAGCAGGAAAAAAUUAAAAGAAUUCAGCAAAUCAGAAUGGAAAAAGAACUUCGGGCUCAACAAAUAUUAGAGGCAAAAAAGAAAAAGAAGGAAGAAGCAGCAAAUGCCAAAUUAUUGGAGGCCGAGAAACGAAUAAAGGAAAAGGAAAUGAGAAGACAGCAAGCUGUUCUUCUUAAACAUCAGGAGUUGGAGAGGCAUAGACUAGAUAUGGAACGGGAAAGGAGAAGGCAGCAUAUGAUGCUUAUGAAAGCCAUGGAGGCACGUAAAAAAGCAGAGGAAAAGGAGCGGUUGAAACAAGAAAAACGUGAUGAAAAGAGAUUAAAUAAAGAGCGUAAACUGGAACAGCGAAGACUGGAAUUAGAAAUGGCUAAGGAGCUAAAGAAGCCUAAUGAAGAUAUGUGCUUAGCAGACCAGAAGCCUUUGCCAGAGUUACCCCGCAUUCCAGGCCUGGUUCUCUCUGGAAGUACGUUUUCAGACUGUCUCAUGGUGGUGCAGUUUUUGCGCAACUUUGGUAAAGUUCUUGGCUUUGAUGUGAACCUGGAUGUCCCUAGUUUAAGUGUUCUUCAAGAGGGGCUGUUAAAUAUAGGAGACAGCAUGGGAGAAGUACAAGACUUGCUUGUGAGACUACUCUCAGCUGCAAUUUGUGAUCCGGGACUAAUAACAGGAUACAAGGCCAAAACAUUCCUUGGGGACCAUUUGCUGAAUGUUGGCAUCAACAGAGACAACGUGUCUGAAAUUCUGCAGAUUUUCAUGGAAGGCCAUUGUGGUCAAACAGAACUCACAGCAAGCUUGAAAACCAAAGCUUUUCAGGCACACACGCCAGCUCAAAAAGCAUCUAUACUUGCCUUCCUUGUUAAUGAGUUAGCAUGUAGCAAAAGUGUUACAAGUGAAAUAGAUAAGAACAUAGAUUAUAUGUCAAAUUUAAGGAGAGAUAAGUGGAUGGUUGAAGGCAAACUUCGGAAGCUUAGAAUCAUUCAUGCUAAGAAAACAGGCAAGAGAGAUGUUACGGGAGGAGGUGAUUUAGGAGAAGAACAGCAUUCAUUGGGUACUCCCACACCAGGCCGAAAAAGGAGACGAAAGGGAGGAGACAGUGAUUAUGAUGAUGAUGAUGACGAUUACAGUGAUGAUCAAGCAGAUGAAGAUGAUGAGGACGAUGAGGACAAAGAUGACAAGAAGGGAAAGAAAGCAGAUAUUUGCGAAGAUGAGGAUGAUGGGGACCAGACAGCAAGUGUGGAGGAGCUAGAGAAACAGAUUGACAAACUGACUAAGCAACAGAACCAGUACAGAAGAAAGUUAUUUGAAGCUUCUCAUUCUUUACGUUCAAUGAUGUUUGGCCAGGAUCGUUACAGACGUCGGUAUUGGAUUUUGCCCCAGUGUGGGGGAAUUUUUGUUGAAGGCAUGGAAAGUGGAGAAGGUCUGGAAGAAAUUGCAAAAGAAAAAGAGAAGCUGAAAAAGGCCAAAGGCAUUCACAUCAAAGAAGAAAUGUUUGAGACCUCAGAAGAAAAAUUAAGUUGCUUAAACACAAACCAGUGUAAUCAGAAAGAAGAUCUCAAAGAGAAGGACAGCACGAAUCUGUUCCUGCAAAAGCCUGGCUCUUUUUCAAAGCUAAGCAAGCUGUUGGAGGUAGCAAAAAUGCCUCCCGACUCAGACAUUCUAGCCCAGAAAGCCAAUGGCAGUGCAGCAAAUGGGUGCUCAUUACCUUAUCAAAAUAGCUCUAAAACCUCACUCUGUGGCCACCAGGCCCCUAUAUCACAAAGCAGCAGUGAAAAGUCAGAUCCAAAUAAUCUCUUUAAUUCUAUUGCAACUGGGCCAGGAAAAUUUUAUAAUUCGCCAUUAAUUUCAAAUGACCAGCUGUUAAAGACUCUUACAGAAAAGAGCAGACAGUGGUUUAGCCUUUUACCUAGAACUCCUUGUGAUGACACAUCAGUUACCAAUAUAGAUUCACCAUCACCAGCUGCAGCUGCUUCUUCACUAACUCCUCAUUCUCAUCCUCCAUCCAAAUCACCUUCACCUGUCCCAUCUCCACUUAUUGGAUCAGCCUCUUCCCCGAGUCCAAUGGGAUUAAGUCCUUUUGCGUUAUCACCCCUUCAGCAGAUGAAGACAGGAUUGCCUGUAAUGGGACUUCAGUUCUGUGGAUGGCCUACUGGAGUGAUUACUUCAAAUCUUCCAUUUUCAUCUCCCUUGCCUAGUAUGGGGUCAGGACUGGGAUUGUCAGAAGGAAAUGGCAAUUCAUUCUUGACACCGAGUGUUCCAACAAGUAAAAGUGAAUCACCUGUGCCACAAGCUGAGAAACAAGCGUCUGUACCUUCUAGUGUGGUUGACGUAGCCAGACCAGUUGAUUAUCCUAGUCCAAAGCCCAUCCCAGAAGAAAUGCAGUUUGGCUGGUGGAGGAUUAUUGACCCAGACGAUCUAAAAGCUUUGCUUAAAGUGUUGCAUCUCAGGGGAAUUAGAGAAAAGGCCUUACAGAAGCAAAUACAAAAACAUAUGGAUUAUAUUACUGUAGCCUGCCUCAAGAAUAAAGAUGCUGCAGUUAUUGAAGUAAAUGAAAAUGAUGAAAAUCAGGUAACACGAGAUAUUGUAGAGAACUGGUCCAUAGAAGAGCAAGCCAUGGAUAUGGAUAUUGGUAUUCUUCAGCAGGUGGAGGACUUAGAGAGAAGAGUGGCAUCAGCUAGUCUGCAAAUCAAGGGUUGGAUGUGCCCUGAGCCAGCAUCGGAAAGGGAAGACCUGGUAUAUUAUGAACAUAAGUCAAUUACUAAAUUGCACAAGAAGCGUGAUGGUGAUUGUGCUGGUGGAGAAGAAGGCAAUAGCAGUACUCUAGAACGGAAGAGUGACAACCCUCUAGAUAUAGCUGUAACCAGACUUGCUGACUUGGAGCGGAACAUAGAGCGAAGGUAUCUGAAGAGCCCCUUAAGUACCACCAUUCAGAUCAAACUGGAUAAUGUGGGCACAGUUACUGUCCCUGCUCCUGCACCAUCCGUUAGUGGUGAUGGUGACGGAAUGGAAGAGGAUAUUGCUCCAGGGCUAAGGGUAUGGAGAAGGGCAUUGUCAGAAGCUCGCAGUGCUGCACAGGUAGCUCUGUGCAUUCAGCAGUUACAGAAAUCAAUAGCAUGGGAAAAAUCUAUUAUGAAAGUUUACUGCCAAAUAUGUCGAAAAGGAGAUAAUGAGGAACUACUGCUUCUCUGCGAUGGUUGUGACAAAGGCUGCCAUACCUACUGCCAUAGACCCAAGAUCAGUACUAUUCCCGAUGGUGACUGGUUUUGUCCUGCCUGCAUAGCAAAGGCAAGUGGUCAAACUUUAAAAGUAAAAAAAAAUCAAAUUAAAGGGAAAAAAAGCAAUGAACACAAAAAAGGCAAGAAACUGCCUUUAACAGUAGAAAUGGAAGAAGAUGACUCUGCAUCUACAAGCAGCUCCAUUAAAAGAGGGAAAAUGGACUCUAAGAAGAGAAAAAUGGAUGAAAAUAUUUCUGUUAGCCCAUCAAAACAGGAAAGUGUUUCCCCGGUGAAAAAAGCUAAACGAGAUGAAUCUAAGGACAUGGCUUUAUGCAGUGUGCUCCUAUCUGAAUUGGAAACUCAUGAAGAUGCAUGGCCUUUCCUACUUCCUGUAAACUUGAAACUUGUUCCUGGUUAUAAGAAAGUUAUUAAAAAACCAAUGGAUUUUUCCACCAUUCGGGAGAAGCUAAGUAGUGGACAGUAUCCUAAUCUUGAAGCCUUCGCUGUAGAUGUCAGGCUUGUGUUUGACAACUGUGAAACAUUUAAUGAAGAUGAUUCUGACAUUGGCCGGGCUGGCCACAACAUGAGGAAACAUUUUGAAAAAAAAUGGACAGAAAUUUUCAAAGUGAGCUGAAAUGAUCGUAGUCCAAUAUGUUUUCUUUUCUUAAAUGAGGACAAAUGAGACCAGCAAUGUGAACUGUAUUUACAUUAAAGUACAAGGCACAUGCAUAACUAAUGACUGUUUUAUUUUUCCUUGAAGUAUCACAGGGACGUGGUACUAAUUCUUAAGGCUUCACUCCUACAGCAACCAUGGCACUUGGUUCUUGGUUUGUGUGUUUUAUCAAACUAUUUUAGGUAGAACAGGGAAGCACACCCAAAGAAUUUAAACGUAAGGGGUGUAAUAGUGCAAUAGCAAUUUAAAAUAUAUCAAAACGCACUGAAUAUUCAACCACCAGAGCUCUACUUGGGGAAAAAGGUUCUCUUUUCCCUUUCAAUAAAUAUCUAUUUUUCAUUUUUUUACUUUGUAGUUUAUUUUUUAGUAAAUGUAUUUAAUUUUAUGAAUUAUUUAUGAUUAAAUAGCAUCCAGACUCUUCGUUUUCUGUGAAAAGGAAGAAUUAGAGAAUAAAAUUGCUUUAAAUCUUGAAAAUACAACAAGGAAUGUUUUAAAAUAUAAAACAAAGCCAAGUAAAACUGUUUACACUGAUGUGCUGUAAAAAGCACGAAAAAUUAAACUUUACUGUAGAGUUACAAGUACAUUUAUAUAUAUGUUGCUGCAUCACUUGUGUAGUUAAAUUGUAUUUCAAGACAGUGAAGAAAAAAUGAGACAUAUGUAUAUACUGUUCAUUAUUGUUUAUAUUAAGUCUUGUUUUAAAUAUGUAUGAUGUGUACAUAUUGUUUGCAGACAUUAUUGUUUAUGCCUUAGAAGGACUGUAGCAUUUUAUUUUAGUUUUAAAGUAAUUAUAGCUAUAUGGCUUGUACAGUAAUUAUCCUCUACCAACACUGUGGAGUCUCCUUAAUCUUUGUAGUGCCUGCCUUUAAAACAGGGUGUAGGGGAUAUUAGUUUUCCAUUUUUCUAUUUUGUUAUAUAAUUUCAAGCCACCAGGGCCUCAAAUUCAAGUAUAAUCAUUUGUAUCCAUGUGGAAUAAAAUUGUGACAAUUUCCUACGCACACAGUAUUUUUUCAUAAAAACAUUUCCCUCCAUUUGCCUUGCCACAGAAAUAACAAAAAGACAUUUGUAACCACUGUGUUUUAUCUACUGUGUGUUGUGGUGGCCUGUUGGAGGCGGAUAGAUCAGAUUUUUUUUGUACCUAUGUAAGAGUACUUGAAGUUUCAUUUAAAACAAACGUUGUGGAAAAGGUAGCAUUCUUUUUCUUUUUUUUAGGAGUGUUUUUUUUCACUAGUAUGUGUGGCACGGAUACAAUAAAAUACUGUUUUGCAAA
Messenger RNA from Rhineura floridana, 8883 nucleotides. It is a transcript of the gene BAZ2B, whose product is annotated as bromodomain adjacent to zinc finger domain 2B. The record is from RefSeq and is a predicted model, not a curated record. Lineage: Eukaryota; Metazoa; Chordata; Lepidosauria; Squamata; Rhineuridae. Bases 858 to 7577 code for a protein of 2239 amino acids. Gene Ontology annotation, molecular function: protein binding; DNA binding. The transcript is spliced from 39 exons.